AUGACCGGGCCGGACGUGUGUGCUGCAGGCUGCCUGACGUUCUUCUGCCCGUGCGUCGUCUUCGGGAGGAUCGCCGAGAUCGUCGACAUGGGCGCCACAUCUUGCUGUGCGAGCGGGACGGUGUACGCCGCGCUGGCGUCGAUGACGGGGAUGGGCUGCCUCUACUCCUGCGGCUACCGCUCCAGGCUGCGGGAGCAGUACCGGCUCAAGGAGACGCCCUGCGGCGACUGCUGCGUCCACUGGUUCUGCGAGGCCUGCGCGCUCUGCCAGGAGUACCGCGAGCUCAAGUCCCGCGGCUUCGACAUGGCCCUCGGAUGGCAGGCCAACAUGGAGAAGAUGGGGAAGACCACGGCGCCGCAGACGCACGCGGGGAUGACUCGCUAG
This is a messenger RNA of Triticum dicoccoides, 384 nucleotides long. Its product is annotated as cell number regulator 2-like. Lineage: Eukaryota; Viridiplantae; Streptophyta; Magnoliopsida; Poales; Poaceae. Bases 1 to 384 code for a protein of 127 amino acids. The record is from RefSeq and is a predicted model, not a curated record. The transcript is spliced from 3 exons.